Molecule: messenger RNA, 6555 nt
Organism: Pogona vitticeps (central bearded dragon)
Lineage: Eukaryota; Metazoa; Chordata; Lepidosauria; Squamata; Agamidae
Gene: GLI1
Product: GLI family zinc finger 1
Biological process (GO): regulation of transcription by RNA polymerase II; smoothened signaling pathway
Cellular component (GO): nucleus
Molecular function (GO): DNA-binding transcription factor activity, RNA polymerase II-specific; RNA polymerase II cis-regulatory region sequence-specific DNA binding
Source: RefSeq, a predicted model, not a curated record
GGGGGGGAGGAGUGAAAUCAAGAUGUGGAAAAUUUGGGGAAUUUGGUGAAAGGCUAGAGCGAUCUCUGUUUACUGUUGGUUGUGGGUUUUUUUGGGGGGGGGACCAGUUUAUUUUGGUUUGGUUUUGGGGGGCUGAGGGCUCUCCCCCACCUCUUGGAUGUUGCUCUUUGGGAAGAAAAGCUCCAGGAAAGUUGGAAUUUCGACACCAAGACCAGAUCAUAGGACAUCUCCCCUCUCCCGCAUUAAGAAGACGAGGAUUGUUGACCAUCUAAUGACUCUUCAGCAAUUCCGCCUCAGGCUUUGAAAGGUCUGGGUAUUCCAGCAAGAACAGAGCUGCUCUCUGUGCUCCAUUCUACCAGAUGUACCGCUGACUGCACCCACCCUCUGAUGAACCAUGUUCAACCCAGUGAACCCACCAGUGAGCAAUUAUGUGGAUCACUGCUACCUUCGGCCCCUCCAUGGGCAGGGACAGCCCGGCACGAUGGUGGAAGGAAUCAGUGAUUUGUCCUAUUAUCACCAGACCAACUCGGUGGGAAAUCAUCACACCUAUGGGAUGGUGCCUGGAGGCGAACACCCUUCUGAUACAGAUGGUACUCGCUUUUCAACCCCUCGAAGCACUGCCAAGCUGACCAAGAAGCGAGCUCUGUCGAUCUCCCCACUCUCAGACGCCAGCAUCGACCUCCAGACGGUCAUCCGCACCUCUCCCAAUUCCCUAGUGGCCUACAUCAACUCCCGCUGUGCCUCAAGUGGGGGCUCUUAUGGACACCUCUCUAUUGGUACCGUCAGUCCUUCCCUAGGGUUCCAGAGCUCAAUGGGCCACCAGAAAGCUCAGGGGAUGUCAUUUGGCCACAGUGCACCCAUAGCCCCAUGUGGCUCUCACGAACACAUGCCUGGCAGGCCAGGAAUGAUGCACCAUAUGCCACCUCCCCGUGGGAUCCUGAAGCAUUGCCAGCUGAAGUCUGAGCCCAGCCUGGGUGGCCAUCGGGAUGCCCUGAGUGCCAAGUGCCUGGAGGAGUGCUCGGAGGGGGACAUUUCCAGCCCAGCCUCUACAGGGACACAGGAUCCCUUACUGGGCAUGCUUGAUCCCCGGGAAGAAUUGGAGAAGGAAGAUGGGAAGGUGGAGGCUGAGGCGGUGUAUGAGACCAACUGCCACUGGGAGGGGUGCUCCAAAGAGUUUGACACCCAAGAACAGCUGGUGCAUCACAUUAACAAUGAACACAUCCAUGGGGAGAAGAAAGAGUUUGUGUGCCACUGGCAAGACUGCUCACGGGAGCAGCGACCCUUCAAAGCUCAGUACAUGCUGGUGGUCCACAUGAGACGCCACACGGGAGAAAAGCCCCACAAGUGCACAUUUGAAGGCUGCAAUAAAGCUUAUUCACGGCUGGAGAACCUCAAGACCCAUUUGCGCUCCCACACGGGAGAGAAACCGUAUGUCUGUGAGCAUGAGGGUUGCAAUAAGGCCUUCUCCAACGCUUCGGACCGAGCCAAGCACCAAAACCGGACACAUUCCAAUGAGAAACCCUAUGUCUGCAAGAUCCCAGGCUGCACCAAGCGCUAUACAGAUCCCAGUUCACUGCGCAAGCAUGUCAAGACAGUACAUGGGCCAGACGCUCAUGUCACCAAGAAGCAUCGAGGAGACACUGUGCCAGCUGGCCGGAUGCUGGCCUUCCAUGGUGACCUGAAACAAGAGAGAGAUAGUGAGCCCAAGAAGGAGGAGAGCAAACUCAUGGUGCCUGACUGCAAUCUGAAACCGCAGCCCAGCCCUGGGGGUCAGUCGUCCUGCAGCAGCGAACGCUCCCCCUUGGGCAGCGCGAAUAACAAUGACAGCGGCGUGGAGAUGAACGCCAACGCAGGCGGCAGUUUGGAGGACUUGUCGGCCCUGGAGGAAACCCUGGAGCCCAUGGGCCACUCCGGGCUCUCGGCCCUGCACAAGCUGGAGAACCUGCGCAUCGACAAGCUCAAGCAGCUGCGCAAGCCCUUGUCGGGGAAAGGUGUGAAGCUGCCUUCCAUCCCUGGAACAGGCUCUGGAAGAGAUGUGCCGGGCCUGUGUGGGCCACCCUCGGCGGCCUCGCAUCGGCGGAUAAUGGAGCUCUCCUCCAGCGAUUUGCCCUCCUUGCCCCCGCCGGGGGAACGUCGUGGGAGUGCCACCAGCACUAUCAGCUCGGCCUACACGGUCAGCCGCCGCUCCUCCAUGGUGUCUCCCUACCUGCCAGCAGGGGGAGCCCCUAAUGGUUUGGGCCCGCCUGACGCCUACGACGCCCUCUCCCCUGAGGCCUCGAGGCGCUCCAGUGAGGCCAGCCACUGCGGGGGUCUCCCAGGGCUGGGCAACUUAACCCCUGCCCAACAGUAUCGCCUCAAAGCCAAGUAUGCUGCCGCCACGGGCGGGCCACCUCCGACCCCGCUCCCAAAUAUGGAGAGGGCGGCUCCGUCCAGCCUCAUGGGGGAUUAUGCAGGUGCGGGCCUGCCUCCGUACAUGCGUAGGCACAGUGCCAAUGAGUACCACAGCUACAGCACAGGCGUCCGCCACCCUCACGCGGCGAUGAGCCACACUUCCCGACGAGCCAGCGACCCCUCCCAGACAGUGGGCGAAGCCCAUCCUCCUCCCAGAGUGCAGAGGUUCAAAAGCCUUGGCAGCAUGAGCGCAGCAGCGGGCAUGGGCAGAGCCAAUGGGCAAGCCAUGUUGGGCUCCGAUGCCAACCUGCAGCGCCAGCUCUUCUCACCACGGCCCCCAAGCAUCAGUGAGAACGUCUUCCUGGAGACAGCGGCGAUGGAGAGCAGCGGGCCGGCUGCAGAGCAGGAACUGCUGGAGAUGGAAUCUUAUCUUGGCUACCAGGAGCAAAACUACCCGUGUCAAACGAUGGGCAUGGAACACCAGAGCCCUAUGGCUCAACGGGGCGCACUCAGGUCAAUGGGUGACUUGCAGAUGAGCCCAGGGAGUCAUGAGCAGCUUGAAGACGGCUUUGAGCAGCCUGAAUACAUCCAGACCCAAUGCCAGAUGAGCAUGGCUUUCCACACCACGCGGCAGUGGGAGAGAGACAGCUUGGGAAUGAAUCCCACACCGACCACAGGCAUGGGGCAGUGCCCUUCUGCCCAGUUCCCAGCCCCCAACACGAAGCACAUAGAAGUGGAGCCCAGCAGGGAAGGCCAGCAGGGGGCGUUCCAGUUUGGCCAGCCCCACAUCAAAGCCGAGCACCAGUUCCAAGCAGCCGCUCCAGCCCUUGCCUCCUGCCAAGGCAUGAAGCAGCUACCCUACAUCCAGGCCCAACCUGUCUGUGGAGGAGGAGGAGGAGGUGGAAGUGGUGGGGAAUACCCACCCGAGACCCAGCAGGGCCCUUGCUUUGGCAUGGGGCAGCCCCCUGGCCGGAGAUCCCAGACCCCCAUGCUGCAAGUCAAGGAGAUGAUGGUACGGAGCUAUGUGGAGUCCCAGCAAGCCCUUAUGUGGGGGGAGCAGCCCGUCGGCAACGUGACGGUGGGCAUGGAUGGCAUGGAGGGUGGGCAGUGCCAGCCACUGCCGCCGCCCCAGCCUUACCCCGCCCCCAAGUACCCGGCCUACCCAGCGAGACCCUUGCAACCCAUGGAGAGCAAAGCACUUUCGAGCCCCGGUGGCCAGUGUUACAACCCAGGGAUGGUCCCACAUCCGCCUGGUGGGCCUAAGCCACUGAGUCGGCAAAGCAGCUUGAGCUACCAAACCAGCCCCUCUUACGAGCCCCCUAGUGAUAGUGGCCCCCACCGGAUGAUGCGCUUGCCCCCUCUCCACAGCUCAGAGGAAGCCAGUUUUCCUAGCCCGAUGCAUCUGCCACCAGGCAAAGUCACAGGGUCCAAGUUGAUGAACGCCCACCAGAGGCACCACCAGGCCCCCAGCUGUGUGGCCGAGGACCCAGGAGGCCCCUAUGUCCCCAGGCUGGAGGUCCUCAAGUCAGACUCCUUCUCUUACCUGCCCGAGGAGCAAGUGUCCAACAGCUUGGACACACUGGACUUGGAGAACACCCACUUGGACUUCACGGCCAUUCUUGACGACGCCGAGGCCCUCAGCCCCAGCUCUCCGCCCGCCGGUGGCCAAGCCAACAUGGCUGUGGGAGAUAUGAACUCCAUGCUGAACUCGCUAGCAGGAGAGAACCAGUUCCUUAAUACCCUUUCCUAAUACCAUUAGCCGGAGGGCCACAAUGGCAGAGGUUUGCUAUGUGCCAGGACCAAGGCUGGCCAGGAGAAGAGGCACAAGUACCUCUCACUGGGCAGAAUUCCAACCUGUAAGGUUUGAGAGGGUUCUUUGAAGGGGGCAGAAUCUAGCUAGAAGUUUCCAGUGUUCCUCUGGGUGCCACUCUGCAUCUGCCAGGAAUCUUUAGCCCUGUUGUUGGAGAACAUGUUGAUGAUGGUUCAUGGUGAACGAUGGGUGCCCGUGAGGAAAGAGAAGGGCACUCACUCUGCUGUCCCAAAAGGUGGAGCAAAACACGGCACUCUUAACUUCAUCUCCCCACCCCCACCUGCCUUCCUAAUAUUCUGGAAUGAUGAGCAUUCCAUAGCUUAAGUGCCUCUUCCUCACACUCUUCUGGACAAUAAGAGGGCAAGAUCCUAGCUGGUAUAGUAUCCCAUUGGGAUGUUAUAGGGAAUCAUGUAAGUUUUUCCUCACUUUGAUCAUCCUCUGCCACAUGACCAAUCAUGUGACCAGUUGUGCACCCACUCUAGCAACAGGGCGUGAGGUGGGGAGCUUGCCCGAGCGCAAUGAACACUGGCAUAAUCACCUUUCCACCACCAUGUAACAUGAACAGGACGCUGACCGUUGUCUGUGCACCUCCUGCACUAGGGAGUGGGUUGUCUCUGUAGGGCUCACCCAGUGCUAGCUCCCUUUUCUCCAUAGCGGAAUGCUUGUGAAAGCUGGGGAGGGGGUGGUGGUGGUUGGCAAAUCACAGACUUUACACCUGGAUGCUGCAGGGAAGAUCUGUGGGUUUUGAGGAUGCCCGUUGCCGAUAGAUCUUUCCUACAAAAUACGCAGGGGAGAACACAGCUCCGUGAGGGGUGAGAUAGUAUAUGGCAAUCGGUUCUGGCUCCACAGAGAUUCCAGAAGAUGGUAGGGUGCAAAGCAUCCGGUAAUAGUAGUAAGUCCUUGCACAUAGUAGAUACACUUCAGGCUCUUUUGGGCCACUGGCGUCCUGCCCUUCAAGGCUCAGUUGGCACAAUGUAAACCCACACGCUUGAGCUCCACCUCAAUAUGGGUUUUCACUAUGGGUUUCCAUUAGCUUCCAGUACUGCAAAGCCUGCAAUACGGAAAAGAGGAUUUGUGGGAAUAUGCACGUGGUCUAACAUAAGAACCCCUGCCCCGGCAAUUUUUACCUGCCUAACGUUCAAAACAUACCUCACCACCACCCUUUGCUGUCAAGUCUGGCCCAACACGUUUUGCUACAAGUGAAGAGUCCCCUACCUCAGCUACCUUUCCACAUAAAGAAGCAAACCAGGCAGGCAGUUAAAUCUAACUUCAAUGCUGGUGAAGGGACAGUGGCAGUCCAAAAAUAUCUCAAGGGCUGCACCUGCACCUUCUGAUUUAAAGGUAGACCUUUCCAGAUUGCAGCCUUGGGGGUUCUCCGGGAGAGCAAAGAGAUUCCCUCCUCAGCCCUGGUGAGUGGACUGCCAAAACCAGGCCAUGAAAGCCAAGAAAGGUGAGAUGGGUGGAGAUGGCUCCUGACACCGCAAAAGCACUUUGGCUGGAGAAGUGGUGUCCACCAGCUAACCAGCAAGAGCUUAUUCUUCAUGGGUUGUGGGUAGACAACCUUAAAUCUGUAGCACUUUAUUUUUACAUUGGAUCCUGAUUUAGAUGCAAGCAGCUGAGCUAGCUGAAGUUGUCCUUCAUCAGAUUAAUAUGUAGCCCAUUCUUGUUUACCCCGAUUGGCAGUGGCUGUUCAGGGACUCUUUCAGAGCCCCAUCCCAAGCUGUGUGAUAUCCUGCUAAUUGAAGAAUUAAAUGAGGUAUUGGGUGGUUAGUUACAGUUCUCUCAAACCUAGUGGUUGAGGCAAAUUUUAGGGUUAGUCUUACAGCUGUUGUGGGAGAUAAUUGCCUACUGCAGUGUUUCCCAACGUUGAUCUUCUGCAUGGUUGUGUAAUCACCAGGAAGUAGCUCACACCAAACUAUGCCACAAGGGGUCCAAAAUGCAAACUAUUUCCCCAUCUGAUCACAUUCUUAGAGCAAUGCAGCAUUCCCAUCCUCUAUGGAUUGUGGCAUCCCUAUGGUAUACAGCAGUGGUUCCCAUUCUUGGAUAGCCCAGGUGUUCUUGGACUGCAACUCCCAGAAAUUCCAGCCAGCACAGCUGGUGGUGAAGGCUUCUGGGAACUGCAGUCCAAGAACAUCUGAUUCCCCUGAGGUUGGAAAACCACUGGCUUAUGGGGGAAACACUAGGUACUGGAAGUGUUUCAGAAACCUGAGGAAAUCAAAAAGUAAGGGUAGGUGAUACCUUUAUUAGACCACUAAAAAAAGUCACCAACAAACACUAGCUAGUCUUAAUCCAGACUAGGCACUACAUUGCUGGGGAUGGUGUAGAAAAAAUUUAAAAUGUUCCAAAAAAUCAUG